UCUUGGGGGCAGCGGUUGCCCCAUCACCAGGUCCAGGAGGCCAGGACUGUGUGCACGACUGGGAGUCUUUGAAGGCCCAAAGAGCAUGGAGAGUGGACAGAGAGUACCCCGGAAGGGCCGCAGGCUAGGCUCCAGCCGCCGGCGGCAGAUGCGAGAACCAGCUGACGGCCAGGAUGCCCCCGUGGCCCCAGAACCGGAGUCCUCGUCCUCCCUGGCAGCCGCUGAGCUGCAGCGUUUCUUCCAGGACUGCGGGGCCAAGGAGAGGGGCUUCGUCACCCGUGAGGACCUGGCGGUGGCCAAGUUCAGCUUCCUGGGGAGUGAGGAGGAGCUGGAAAUGAUCUUUGACUGGGUGGAUGUGGAGCAGAAGGGACGCCUCUCCCUGGAAGAAUUCAGCUCUGGGCUCAAGAACAUCUUUGGCUCCAGCCUGAGCACCCACAGGCUCCACAGAAAGAGGCCACUGUCCUCCAAGAGAGAAUCCGCAGCCGCCAGCUUCCCAGGGCUGGAGGAGGCCGACCCGGAGGAGAAGGAGGCAUUCUUUGCCUUUAUCCAGCAGCUGGGGGCAGGCCACUUACUUCCGGAGCAGAAGGAGCUCUGGCAGCUGUGGAGGAAGCUGCGGCAGGAGGAGCCCCAGCUGGCAGGCAACCUGGAGGGCUUUCUGGCCAGGAUGAGCAGCCGCCUGCAGGAGGCACGGGCUGACAAGGAGUUUCUGGAGCUGACCCUAAAGAAGCGGGACUCUGACCACCAUCGAGAGGUCCAGCAGCUCUAUGAGGAGAUGGAACAGCAGAUCCGCCGGGAGCAGCAGCAGCUGCAGGCUGAGAGUGACUCCCGGGGCCUGGCCUUCAGCUCUCAGAUGCAGGAGGUCUUGGAGGCCAAGGAGCGUGAAUUUCAACGGCUGACGGAAGGCCAGAGGGAGCUGGAGGCCCAGCUGAACCGCCUCAGCAGCACCCACCGGGAGGCCAGCUCAGAGAACCAGCAGCUGCGGGAGGCUGAGCGAGACCUUGUUGGACAGCUGGAGGAGGUGCAGGGACAGCUGCAGGUGGCCAGGGGCCAUUUGAGUGCCACCAGGGGCCAUGCGUGCUGGCUGAUGGAGGAGGAACCAAGACAAGGAGCUGCCACCCCUGGACUAAGUGUCCCCAGAACAGGAGACGAGAAGGCUCCAGAUGUCCAGGCAGUCUCCUCUGAAGAGGCUCCCUUGCCCAGGCUGUUUGGGGAGGAGGAUAACUGGGACCAGCUCCUCAAAGACUUCAACACCUCCUCACACAGAGCCUUGCAGCUCUCCUGGAGCCCGCCUCCAACCCCGAGGACGCCCUCAGGCCCCCAGACACCCCGAGUAGUCAGGCAGAUCUCCAUCUCAGAGCCACACACUUUGCUGCUUGGUCAGAAGGCACCUUCAGAUCAGGACAGUGCUCCAAGGAGCCCCACUGGGAUGCCCCCCAGGGCCGAGGAAGGCAAAGGAGUGGGCCUGGAUGGGCAGGAGAGCAGCCCAGGGCAACCUGUCCAGCCUCAGAGCCUGGAACCUAAGAAGGAGUCAGGGCCUGGCCCCGAGGCCCCCUCCCACUGGAGCUUCCCAGGGGCCCCAACUAGAGAGUCAGGGAGCCUGGUGGCGGCUGCCCUCAAAGUGCUUGUUCCUUUGGAGGAUGCACCCCCUCCCCAGGUGACCUCCCCCCAUCCCCAGGCCCCAGCUGGGUCCAGAGAACAGCUCCAGGCCUCACACCCAGAUGACAAGACCCCUGGGACUGAGCCUGUCCCAGACAAGUCGCCCAGGCAGAGCGAGGCCCUCUGUCAGGACCCGCAUGGCCCUGGAUCUGAGCCAGGACUGGGGUCACCAGGGGCCAGAGCCCUCAUGCCAGGGGUGUCUGGGCCCUCCCAGAAUCUGGAGCCUGGAGGUCAGCCUCCUGCAGAGGGACCAGAGUGGGCCCAGCUGGGCCCUGGCAUGCAGGAGGGGGCGCCAAGAGAAGCUCAUGGCCAGGCUCCUGGUCCAGAUGGGCUGCCUGCCCUUUCCCACAAGCAUCUAGAAGAAGAGCCCAAGGUGGAAGAAAGGAAACAAGUGGGCCAAGGAGGGCGAGACCUCCGUCCAGAGGAAUCAAGUGAGGCCCAUGGUCUGAAAGCUGGGCAUCCAGAACUCUCCGAGCAAGAUCAUGGGCCUACUCCUCUCGCGUAUGACAUAUCAUGGGCUGAGGCUGAAGCAGAAGCUCGUAGAACACAGCCACCUCCCCGGGACACUCCCCAGGAAGAGGCUCAGCCUGGGGGUGGAGCAGGACCCCAGGAGCACACGCAGAGCCCCCCAACCAUGGCUGAGCUGGAAACCCAACCCGUGACCUCACCUGCAAUUACUCGUGCAGAAGAACAAGGCUCCCUUCGGCCCACGCAGCCGACAGCGGAGAACGGGCCUCCAGACCCAGGAACUGACUCCAGGGAGGCUGUGCCGACCUCACCCCCAGGGUCUGCCAUUGGCAGUGAGCCUCCUGCCGACCCUGAUUACCUCUUCCAUGUCAUCUUCCUGGGAGACUCAAACGUGGGCAAAACAUCCUUCCUGCACCUGUUGCACCAGAACUCUUUUGCCACCGGGCUGACUGCCACCGUGGGAGUGGAUUUUCGGGUCAAAACUCUGCUGGUGGACAACAAAUGCUUCGUGCUGCAGCUCUGGGACACAGCUGGCCAGGAGAGAUACCACAGCAUGACUCGGCAGCUGCUCCGCAAGGCAGAUGGAGUGGUCCUCAUGUACGACAUCACCUCCCAGGAGAGCUUUGCCCACGUGCGCUACUGGCUGGAAUGUCUCCAGGAAUCAGGGCCCGACGGGGUGGUCAUCCUUCUCCUGGGAAACAAGAUGGAUUGUGAGGAGGAGCGGCAGGUGCCGAUCGAGGCCGGACAGCAACUAGCCCAGGAGCUGGGGGUCUUCUUUGGUGAGUGUAGCGCCGCCUUGGGUCACAACAUCCUGGAGCCCGUGGUGAACCUGGCCCGGUCACUCAAGAUGCAGGAAGACCGCCUGAAGGACUCCCUUGUGGAGGUGACCCCCAAAAGGCCAAAGAAGAGAGCUGGCUGUUGCUUCUGACCCUCCGGCCCAGCCAGGGGUGGGGGAGAUGGCCACCCCCGGCAUUUCCUGCUCCCCAGCUCCUGUCCCACCUUGCCUGGAUGCAGCAGUGACAGAGAUGGCCAGUUUGGAAGUUCAGGGAAUCCCCCCUCAGGUCAAGACUUGGAUCCCAGGGCAGGGGCUGCACUAACUCUGCCCUCUGCGCUCUGAAGAAGGAUUUGAGGGGGUGCUGGGUCAUGGCAGUAGUGCUUAAAACUCUCAAAAGAAUGGAAAAGUUGAGAAAAAUGAAUUAAGGCAAACACACCAUAUCAUUGGCCACACAUCUCUGUGGGGGGAUAUUAUAGGGUGAAUGUGUGGGGGUGUCAUUACCCUUCUGAUAUGUAUUUGUAUUUCUAGAUCUUCUGCAGUGCCUAGGUAUUCCUUAUAGAAUGCAAAAUAAAAAUAAACUUCAAGGGGAGGGAAAGAAUCUUCUCGAGGAGCUUGCUUUGGAGCUGAUUACUAAUUGCUACAACCUGUUAAGUACAAAACACUUUAUUAAAGCGGUCCCACU
Molecule: messenger RNA, 3581 nt
Organism: Lutra lutra (Eurasian river otter)
Lineage: Eukaryota; Metazoa; Chordata; Mammalia; Carnivora; Mustelidae
Gene: RAB44
Product: RAB44, member RAS oncogene family
Exons: 14
Coding region: 86-3052 (988 amino acids)
Molecular function (GO): calcium ion binding; GTP binding; GTPase activity
Source: RefSeq, a predicted model, not a curated record